Clonostachys solani is the source of this 2394-nucleotide messenger RNA. The record is from the annotation of a GenBank genome assembly. Lineage: Eukaryota; Fungi; Ascomycota; Sordariomycetes; Hypocreales; Bionectriaceae.
CGGAGUUCACAGAAACCAGGUGACGAUUUGCUGGCCGACUUCCGACAGCAGUUUCCUGAAAUUGCGUCGACGAGCACAACAGCUCCAGCUCCACCAAUCGCACAGACCAGCAUUCCCGAGAACACCCUCAACAUCGGGAUUGCACCUCAAGAAAGCCAGCCCCAAGCCAUCGAGGCUGCUGAGCCCUUCCAGGACCAUGACCCUACCCCCCGAGCAACAAACGAGCCCUGGCGGUUUACGCCAUCGCUCAUGGAUCCAAGUCCAUUCUCCUUUAACAGCUUCGCCAAUGCACCUCCAGGCUAUUAUACACCCACACCAGGAGGCACUAACACUCUCUUCCACCCCCAAGCAGGUGACCUACACACGCCAAUGGGGAUGACAGCAGGGCCUGGACUGGGAACUCCAUUGUCGAUGCCGACAUCAGCGAAUGCUAUUCAGUCAGGUGUGGCCUCGGCCGCAGGACCUGUUGGAAUGGCGGGCUUCCAGCCCUUACCAACUCACCAGCUACAUCACUUUAAUCCUUUCGUACAGGCGCCUCCACCACCUCAGCCAACAUUUGCCCCGUCGACGUUUGUCCAUCAAGAUACCGGCUAUGAGACGAUGGAACAAGACGGCUCGCCCCUCACGUCAAAUCCACCCGAGGAUCGUAUGCCUUCAAUCGGGUCUAAUUUCCAAACGGGAACGACAUUGAUAAAUUUUCAAUCCCCGCAACUCCCUGGUGUUACCAUGAGCCAGACUCUUCCCUCGUUUGCCGAGAAAUUCCGAUUUCAUUCGACCCUGAAUGCGCCUACGGCCAUGAUCAAGCACGCGGAUGAAAUUCCUGUGACGUAUCUCAACAAGGGUCAGGCAUACUCGCUAUCCAUCAUCGACACGCAGGCCGCCAUGCCUUUGAUCCCAGGCACCAGAUUUCGCACAUUCGUACGGGUUUCGUUCGAAGACGAAGAGCAGAGACAAAAGCCUUCAGUCUGCUGGGGCUUGUGGAAGGAAGGACGAGGUCAGAAUGAAGCCCACCAAAGAGGGGGAAAGCUUCAGGCAGUUGAAUAUGUGGAGGCAGGACAGCCUGUGGAGGGAGACGAGAAGAAGACAAGAGUCGAGCUAGACACUUCAUCUUUCGACGGAUUCUCUGUCAUCUGGACUCCUGGGAGCCAAGGCGUCCCAGAGGUUAACAUUGCCGUGCGAUUCAAUUUCCUAUCUACUGACUUCAGCCACUCGAAGGGCGUCAAGGGAAUCCCGGUACGGCUAUGCGCGAAAACUAGGUUGCUCUCGGGGGACGGAAGCCCCAAUAGCCCCGAAGACUCGACUGCUGAAAUAUGUUUCUGCAAGGUCAAACUUUUCCGCGAUCACGGUGCCGAACGAAAAUUGUCUAAUGAUGUGGCUCAUGUCAAGAAAUCGAUCGACAAAGUGAAGCACCAAAUCGCCCAAGUUGAGAAUGGGCUCAAGGACGUUGGCAAGAGAAAGCGUUCCGGCGGUAAAGUCAAAAUAAGCGACAACACCCGAGUCGGAAAGGCGACGAAGCACAAAAGAACCUGGUCUAUGUCUUCAGCGAGCUCUGUGGACGGUGGAAGCGGUGCAGGGGGGAGUCGUACAACACUCGAAGACGACCUUCACUACAAACUGCAGACUUUGAUGGACAUGUUUACCAGCACAAGGCCUGUCAGUGUGCUAUAUCUCCGAGGCGAAGAUCUUGAUGACCCUGAUGCGCACCCGGUGUCACUCCCAGGGAACCAGUCACCACAAUCCAAACCAGACGGCUCCACUUGGCCUGUGAGGAGCACUCAAAGCUCCAUUGCCGAGUCCAUGGUUUCACCUUCCCCAAGCUCCCUCUCGCUGGCAUCUCAACAAUCCACCGCCGGACAAGGCGGGCAAUGGCAGAACUUUGACGUGAUACAGGGCGGAGAUGCACCUCUCAAGGUGGCAAAUGAUAAACCGAUAAAAGUCAACAAGACGGACGACGAAGGAAAGACGAGCGGCUGGAUCGAAGCCGUAGGCGUUGAGCCAACAUACUGUCCUCCACCCGACAGGACACCGAAGCCCGUCGCUUGCUUCUACAUUCUUCGCCGCGAUAACAAUAAUGGCCUGCAAAAUCAAUACCAUCGAGCGAUCUACCUCAUGCAGCGAACAUUGCGAGAAUUCAACCACUGCAUUGCUGAGAAAUGGAAUUUGGAGCCAACGAAAAUUCGCAGGACCAUCCACACCAUUCGCGAUGGUCUCGAUAUCGAGAUGGACGACGAUGUUAUACGUGCCCUGCGAGAAGGCCAAGACAUGACAUUGGAGAUUGAUCCAAUCAGCGAGUCGAUUAAGAGCGAAUGGGAAAUGGCCGUUGACAGCAUCGACGAGACACCGACCGAAACAACAAUUGAGGAGGCGAGCGGAUACAUACUCCGCCUCUAUUUC